CUGUCGCGCAGAAGAAGACAUUGACCAAUGACAAGCCGCUACGUCACUCUUUCCUGCAGUAAUGGCGACGUCCUGUUAGCGCUGCGCUGCCUCAUCUGUUCACUUCUGUUAUCAUCUGUUUUCCAGCGAUCGGACCAACAUGGCUUCUCGAGCAGGGCCCAGAGCGUCGGGGACAGACGGCAGUGACUUCGAGCACCGUGAGCGCGUCGCCUCUCAUUAUCAGAUGAGCGUGGCUCUGAAGUCUGAAAUCCGAAAGCUCAACAUCGUCCAUGUGCUCCUCUGGGUUCUGAUGGCCGCUCAGGUCACCGUGUCCCAGCUGGGCCUGGUCUCGCACAAAGUGGUGGCGUCGCCGUACCAGUGGGAGUACCCGUACCUCCUGAGCCUGGUGCCCACCGUCUUCAGCUUCAUGGCGCUGCCCCGGAACAACAUCAGCUACCUGGUGGUGUCCAUGAUCAGCGCGGGCCUGUUCUGCGUGGCCCCCCUCCUCUACGGGUCCAUGGAGAUGUUCCCCGUGGCGCAGCAGCUGUACCGGCACGGGAAGGCCUACCGCUUCAUCUUCGGCUUCUCGGCGGUGUCCGUCAUGUACCUCGUCAUCGUCAUCGCGGUACAAGUGCACGGCUGGCAGAUCUACUACAGUAAGAAGCUGCUGGACCAGUGGUUCACCAGUACUCAGGACAAAAAGAGGAAAUAGAGUGGCGUUUGAGAUGCUGGAAUGUUUAAAGGGCCCAUAUUACGCUGUUUUCUUAUCUAUGUUAUAAUGUAGUUUCUUCAUCAUAAACAUUCCUGGAGUUGUGUUUUGUUUCAUUCACUCAUGUUUAACACUUAAAUCUGUAUAUUUAGGCUUAGGCACUCCUCAUGAUGUCAUUAAAUUGUAAUACAGGAAGUGCUCCACUGUGUUUUUUAAAGCAGACCUCUUAUGCUAAAUGAACUUUUCAGAGAUUUUAACCAUGUUAUAUUUGUUUCCCCUUCACUACAAAUUUCUAUGAUCUGGCCAAGAUUUUAAAACUUAAAUCUGAAAACAAGAUGAAUAAACCGAUAUAUUAUCUA
Molecule: messenger RNA, 1047 nt
Organism: Boleophthalmus pectinirostris (great blue-spotted mudskipper)
Lineage: Eukaryota; Metazoa; Chordata; Actinopteri; Gobiiformes; Gobiidae
Product: protein jagunal homolog 1-B
Exons: 4
Coding region: 140-691 (183 amino acids)
Biological process (GO): granulocyte colony-stimulating factor signaling pathway; vesicle-mediated transport; endoplasmic reticulum organization
Cellular component (GO): endoplasmic reticulum membrane
Source: RefSeq, a predicted model, not a curated record